Messenger RNA from Rhopilema esculentum, 2684 nucleotides. RefSeq lists its product as uncharacterized. The record is from RefSeq and is a predicted model, not a curated record. Gene Ontology annotation, biological process: Mo-molybdopterin cofactor biosynthetic process. Lineage: Eukaryota; Metazoa; Cnidaria; Scyphozoa; Rhizostomeae; Rhizostomatidae. Gene Ontology annotation, molecular function: GTP 3',8'-cyclase activity; 4 iron, 4 sulfur cluster binding; cyclic pyranopterin monophosphate synthase activity.
AUGUUGCUAUCAAGAAAUGUUGGACAAUUUAAAAGGGCAAAUCUUUGUAGGAUUUUGAAUGGGAUAUGCCGUCAGAGCAGCUGCAAAAGAAUAUGUAGUAAAGAUGGAAGACGAGCCAGAAGAAUGAUGUGCCAUGUAUCAGGGCGCAAAGAGCAACUAGAUACUGUUAUCAGAAAGAAUGAAAAUAUUGAAUUACCAACAAAGCCAAAAUCAUACUUUGAAGGCAAAGAUAUUCGCCCAUUUUCUGAGUUUCUGACCGACAAAUUUGGUAGAAAACAUACAUAUUUAAGAAUCUCACUAACUGAAAGAUGUAACUUGAGAUGUCAAUAUUGCAUGCCUGUAGAAGGUGUCACUCUCACUGAAGCAGAAAAAAUAUUGAGUACUGAUGAGAUUAUUAAAAUUGCUGAACUGUUUGUGAAAGAAGGUGUUACCAAAAUAAGAUUAACUGGUGGUGAACCCCUGGUCAGAAAAGAUAUUGUAGAGAUAUGUGAGCAACUGUCUUCCCUGGAGAACUUAGAAGUUCUUGGAAUGACAACAAAUGGAAUCACUCUUUCAAAGGGACUUGAUGCUUUAAAGAAAGCAGGCUUGACACAUUUAAACGUCAGUCUUGAUACUUUAGUUCCUGCAAAAUUUGAGUUUAUUACAAGACGAAAAGGGUGGAAUCGCGUUAUGGAAGGCAUUGAAAAGGCUCUAGAACUUGGUUUCAAUCCAGUAAAGAUAAACUGUGUUGUCAUGAAUGGCUUGAAUGAAGAUGAAGUUUGUAAUUUUGUUCGGCUCACAGAAAACAAGAAUAUCGACGUUCGUUUCAUUGAAUAUAUGCCAUUUGAUGGUAAUAAAUGGAAUUACAGCAAGUUUGUGCCUUAUCAGAAAAUGCUGGAACAGAUUGCUGUGGAAUUUCCCAGUAUCAAAAGAUUAAACGACCAUCCAAAUGACACAUCAAAGGCCUACUACGUCCCAGGGAUGGCUGGCACCAUUGGUUUCAUCACUUCAAUGAGUGAGCAUUUCUGUGGAUCUUGCAACAGACUCAGAAUCACAGCAGAUGGAAACUUAAAGGUGUGUCUGUUUGGUAAUGCUGAGGUAUCCUUACGUGAUGCUGUCCGAAGUGGAAUGUCCGAUGAAAGUCUUCUUGAAAUAAUUGGAGCAGCAGUUGGAAGAAAGAAGAAGCAGCAUGCAGGUAUGUUCAACAUUGUAAAACAAAAGAAUAGGCCGAUGAUUCUUAUUGAAGAAGUUUAUGGUAAUGGAUUGAUACAGAGGAAGAAAGAAUUGACUGACAAAAGCAAAUACAUUCUGUUUGGGUUACGCUGCGUUGAAAAAGGCCAAAUGACACCAGGGAGUACUGAAUGCGGAGGCCUUGCCAGAUCGAGGCAUUUCUUUAAUAACAAAGGGUUACAAAGUAGAUAUCCAAGUUCAAAGUUCCCAAACCUUUUAAAAGGUCUCCCGGAAUCAAAGUUUGUGUCUUCAAGGAAUUUCUGUUCGAGCAGCUCUGAAAAAGAACUGACACAUUUACGGAAGGAUGGCAAAGCAAAUAUGGUUGAUGUUUCAGACAAAGCUGUGACAAAGCGUACGGCAAUUGCUAAAUGUGAAGUGUAUCUUGGAAAGACUGUGUUUGAAGCUGUUCAGAAGAGUGAAAUUAAAAAGGGAAAUGUGUUAGAUAUUGCCAGAAUAGCAGGGAUAAUGGGGGCAAAGCAGACGUCAUCUUUGAUACCUCUUUGUCACAAUAUCCCUUUGAGCAAGGUAUCAGUGGACUUUGAAAUGAAUCCCAAGAAAUAUUCUGUUAUCAUAACAGGCUCAGCUUUGUGUGUUGGACAGACUGGUGUAGAGAUGGAAUCGCUUAUGGCUGUAUCAGUUAGUGCACUUACUGUUUAUGACAUGUGCAAGUCGAUUUCGCACGAUGUCACUAUUGAGAAGAUAGAAUUGGUCGCCAAAACCGGCGGUAAAAGUAAAUAUUUUGCAAAGCAAUAUGGUACAACUUAGCUACGGCUAUAACCUCGAAACUGAGUUUAAAUGCUUUGUUUGGGAAUGGCAAUAUAUAGUGUAAAACAGUUUGACAGUUUGAAACUGGAGACUUCAAGGGGAUAUUUCUUAGCUGAAUUUUCUUCAUGACUAGUUUUGCAAAGGCGAGAUUAUCUAGACUCCAACUUCGCGAGGGCUAAAGCUUUCCUCUGGAAUUUUUUGACAGGUUUUGCUUCCUCUAGACUGAGCUUAUUGAUAAACGACAGCCUUUCGGAAAAUUGUAAUAAAGGCAGUAUUCUUUCUCCUUUUAAGAACGGCAUGCUAAAAACUGUACUUUUAGUAGUCAAAAUUUUCACCAAAAGGAACUGUUUGAUAUUUUGAAGUUUUAUUGUCAGAUUCGGAAUUCUUCAUUAUAAUUUUACCAAUUUUUAGCCUCUUUACGACAACGUUUUAAUUUCCUUCCUUACGGGAAAAUUUAAGCUCGCCGUCUAUGCGAGAAGACUCAAGAGGGAAAGCUUUCUAUUUUUCAGAUAGAAAUCUUAUCAGAUUUGUAUGUUUUGUAUGUAUUAGAACUAAUCUCUAUUAACCGAUUACCAUCGAAAGAUCUCUUUCUAUAGAAACAGGAGAUUGAAAUUGUAUAGAUUUAUAUGGAAUAUGAUUUUUUAGACCUGAUAUUUUUGCAGAGAAUUGUUAAAUCCUAGAUAUAUUGAUAUUGUCAAAAUUUUGUAGAA